AUGCCGAAGCUUCUCACCGUCCACGUAUCCUCAAGCCGCCUACGUUCACAGCCGCCGACCUCGACCCAGGAGACCAAGACACCCCCGGGCGAGCCGCCAACUGCCGGCCUUCCCCAACGCGUGUCUCUUUCCGAGAGUUCCGAGAGCGACGAAGAGCAAAGCGACGAGCCCUCCAGCGACUCGACCACCCAGGUUCCGGACACCCAGGUUCCGGACACACAGAGCGGAUGCUCCUGCUCCCGGUCCUUCUUCGCCGACGCUGACUUCUUCGACGCCGCCUGCCCGCCCGGCUUCGUCAACGUCUCCAAAUCCUCCUUCCAGCUGUCGUACGACCAGGCUAGCUACGGCUUGUUCAAGGCUUUCAAGGCUCAGUGCGGACGCGACCCCUAA
Molecule: messenger RNA, 390 nt
Organism: Cordyceps fumosorosea ARSEF 2679
Lineage: Eukaryota; Fungi; Ascomycota; Sordariomycetes; Hypocreales; Cordycipitaceae
Exons: 2
Coding region: 1-390 (129 amino acids)
Source: RefSeq, a predicted model, not a curated record